AUAACUUUAUUGAUUUGGGUAUUUUUAGUAUGUUGACUAUCUCCUGCUAUUGGUUUCUAUUGGCUGGGUGGAGGCCACCGGUGCUGCUAAACAUCUUCCAAUGCAUCAGAUAACCCCGCUGCAAAAACUUAUGUGGCCAAAAUGUCAGUAGUUCCAGGAAACUUUGCAAACCACUUUUGACACAUUUGAUCAGUCACAGUACCUUCUCCAUACACUACACAAAUCUUUUAUUGCAUUUUACCUUUAGUUGCGUUUUUACCUUUCUUGAAAUAAUAAAGCAUGAAAAUGUUGCAUAUCUUCUUCUACCUUCAAUAUUAAAAUGGCUUAUAAAACUUAUUAACAAUUUUGCUAAGUUUUUUUUAAAUGCAUGCUGGUAUGCCAGCUAUCAUAAUAUAAUCUAACAAUUGUUUCAAAUGAAGUUGAAACAAUUUCAACUGGAGCCACUGGAGCUGAGCGCUACUGGAGCCAUGGUAGAGAAAAAAACUAAACGAACUUUUUGGUUAACCCAAUAGUUAUGAUGAAAGUGGUAGAAAGACACCAGGAUCUUUCAUUUAGGCUUUCAUAGGUGUAUCAUUAAUUUAACAAAUGUUUGCUGAACAUUAAGUAUGUGCAAGUUAUUGUUCUAGGUGCAGAGGUUACAGUCGUGAAUCAAAUACAAAUAUCGCUGCCCUCAUAGAUCUUACAUUCUACAAAGGGCAAGGCAGACAUUAAACAAAAUAAGAAAGUGUGUACCCUGAAAAAGAAGACACUGACUAAUAAGUGCUUCUGGUGGUUAACUGGGCUCAAGUUAAAAACAAACAAUACCCACCUCGUCCCCCUAAAAAAAGCAAAAACAAAAACAAAACAGAUCCUAGUAACCAUUUCUACACAGGGGCCUCAUACAAACUGCACUUCUGGGAGAAGCCUGUCUUGCGAUAGCUGCCUGCACUGUUUCUGCCAUCUGAGUCAGUCCUUAUAAGAGUUCAUGAAAUCCUAUUUCAACCAAUGGGACUGAGGCUUUCUCUAUCCAAUCAGAUCUGCACAGUCCUGAGGAACCAGAGCAGCUUUAUUCUCACCGGUCAGAACAGUUCCUAUUGGACCAAUCAAACCGUGACUAUUUGGAGUACUCAUUUGGAUGAGGACGGGCCAAUCAGGGAACGGAUUUGGGGACUUCUGUUUGUAUAAGCCAGUUCCCCUGGCUGAGAGUACACAUUCCCUUUCCACCCAAGUCUGAAGACUGCAUCUCCCUGGCUGAGCUGAAACACUGAAAACGUCUCCCUCAGAGAAAGAUGUGUCAGUUUAUUUCAAUGGAGAAGAAGUUCUCUUAGCAAAUAGUGUCAAAACAAGUGGACAUCUUUGUAGGCUAAAAUGAACCUUCAUCUGCACCUGAAAGUAUACAUAACAUUGCCUUAAAAAUACGAAAUUCAAAAUUUAAAGUUAAAGCUAUUAAAUUUCUAGAGGAAACUGUAGGAGAAAAUCUUUUUAACAUAGGUUAGGCAAAGAUUUCAUUAAAAGAACAUAAAAGCACAAACUAAAAGCAAAUAUUGGUAGAAUGUACUUCACAGGAUUAGAAUUGCUUUUUGUAAGGCACUUAGGAAAACAAAAAGGCAAGUUACAUACUGGAACAAAAUGUUUACAAAAUAGGUAUAUGAUAGAGGGCUUGUGUCCAGAAAAUGUAAAGAACCCAAAAAGAGAAACAAUUCAGUUUUAAAAUGGAGAGAUGAUUUGAACAGACACCUCAUGAUACAUGAAUGGUCAACAAACACAUGGAGAGAUGCUCAGCACCACUCGUUAUCAGAACAAUAUGUUAAUAAAGAAAAAGACCAACAUUGUCAAGUGUUGCUGAAGUAGUGAAUCAGCUGGAAUCCUCAGACAUUGCUGAUUGAUGAUACUUAACAAGAGCUGCUACAAUACAUAGGGGAGGUGAAAACUAACAGAUGAAAGUUUUGCCAUGCACUGAAAGGAAAGCAUUGUCUGUGAAGUUCUGCUUUUUAAAAUGUCUGCUUGUAACACCUUUACUGAACACGUUUGGAAACCUGGUGAAUGCAAGAACUGCUUUAAACCUAAAAGCUUGCACCAGCUCCCUCCAGACCCUGAGAAGACGCCCAUCACCCAUGGCAAUGUGAAAACUAAUGCCAAUCACAGUAACAAUCACCGUAUCAGGAGCACCGGAAAUUUCCGGCCUCCUGUGGCUAAAAAACCCACUAUAGCUGUGAAGCCCACUAUGAUGGUGGCAGAUGGGCAAAGUGUAUGUGGUGAGUUUAGCAUUCAAGGACACUGUGAGAACAAACCUGUCAUUAUAGGGAGGAACCAAAACAGGACAGCUUUGAAUAAGAAACCACUCAAUAAUAAUAAUGAAAAUGAUAUUGAAGGAGUUAGCCAUAUUUCUAAACCUUGUGGCAAUAAUGAUAAUGCAAAGAAGAUAUCAGAUAACAAUAAUGGACUAACCGAAGUGUUGAAGGAGAUAGCAGGCUUGGAUACUACCCCUCAGAUUGGAGGAAAUGAAACCAACUCCAGAGAAAUAUUCUUGGGAAGAAUAAAUGAUUGCUAUAAACGGUCAUUGGAAAGAAAGCUUCCACCAAGUUGCAUGAUGGGUGGGAUAAAGGAUACUCAGGGCAAGCACGUUAUUCUGAGUGGGAGCACAGAAGUGAUCAGCAAUGAAGGGGGCCGGUUCUGUUACCCAGAAUUUUCUAGUGGUGAGGAGAGUGAGGAAGAUGUACUUUUCAGUAACAUGGAGGAGGAGCGUGAGAGCUGGGAUGAAAGUGAUGAAGAGCUGUUGGCCAUGGAGAUUCGUAUGAGAGGGCAACCUCGCUUCGCUAACUUUAGGGCAAAUACUUUGUCUCCUGUUCAAUUCUGCGUGGACAAGAAAUGGAAUACUGUUCCUCUGCGAAAUAAGUCUCUGCAGAGAAUCUGUGCUGUAGACUAUGACGAUAGUUACGAUGAAAUCCUAAAUGGUUAUGAAGAGAAUUCUGUAGUCUAUGGACCAGGAAGUACUCAGAGCAUGGUGUCAUCUGACUCCACAUCACCAGAUUCUUCUUUAACAGAAGAAUCACACUCUGAGACAGCCAGUAGUUUAUCCCAGAAAAUUUGUAAUGGGGGAGUAUCUCCUGGUAAACCAGCAGAUUCUAAAGAUAUGAAAGAUAGUGAGCCCAAUUGUGAAAGUCUCUCUGGUAAGAGUCAGGAGGAUUCAUCACAAGCAUUAAAAAGCUCAUUAAAAAUUCCAGAGACUCACAAAGCAGUCCUUGCUCUCAGAUUAGAAGAGAAGGAUGGCAAGAUUGCUGUACAAACUGCAAAGCAAGGAAGUAAAGCCUCUACAGAUAUUGCUGGGCAAGCAGUAAUCAUAAACCUCAUUCCUGUACAAGAGCAAGCCAAGCCCUACCGUGUUGUGAAUCUCGAACAGCCAUUAUGCAAGCCAUAUACCAUUGUGGACGUGUCAGCAGCCAUGGCUAGCGAACACCUUGGGGGCCCUGGUAACAACCGCAAGACAAAAAGCUCAUCUUCUGCUCCAAACUCUCCAGUGACACCACCUAUAUCGACAUCAGGUCAAAUAGGUGCCCGUUUCCAAAAAUCCAGUGCAAUUCGAUACCAAGAAGUAUGGACUUCCAGUACCAGUCCAAGACAAAAGAUACCUAAGGUAGAAUUAAUUAGUGGUGGAACUGGACCAAAUGUCCCUCCAAGGAAAAACUGUCACAAAUCAGCACCUACUUCACCCAUAGCUGCAAAUGUUUCCUCCAAAACCAUCCCUGUUAAGUCACCGAAUUUGUCUGAAAUAAAAUUUAAUAGUUACAACAAUGCUGGUAUGCCACCUUUUCCAAUUAUCAUCCAUGACGAACCAACUUAUGCUCGGAGUUCCAAAAAUGCCAUCAAAGUUCCCAUUGUUAUCAAUCCAAAUGCAUAUGACAAUCUAGCCAUUUAUAAAAGUUUUCUCGGAACAAGUGGAGAACUUCCAGUGAAGGAAAAAACCACAAGUAUGGUAAGCCACACUUACGAAGAAAUAGAAACUACAGGAAAAGUGUCUGAAGACACCACUAGCAACCCCAUUGAUUAUCCCCAAGAUAAAGGGUUUUCAAAUAGCGCAGAAAGUAAAAGGGGCUCAGUAGCUCAGAAGGUCCAGGAGUUUAACAGUGGUCUCAACAGAGGUCAGUCUUCACCACAGAGAAGCUAUAGUUCCAGUCACAGCUCCCCAACAAAGAUCCAGAGAACCACUCAAGAACCUGUUGCCAGAACAGAAGGCACUCAGGGGUCUCAGAUGGUAGUCAGUGGCAGCAGCAACAGGGAGAAAGCAAGUACAGUGCUCUCUCAGAUUGUGGCUUCUAUUCAACCUCCACAGUCUCCUCCAGAAGUGCCCCUGUCAGGCCAUAAAGCUUGCAGUGUGGAAAAGCUUUAUGCAAUUCCUCCAGAUGUCGAUGCUGCUAAGAGUACACCAGUCCGGCCCAAAUCUCUCUUUACAUCUCAGUCCAGUGGUGGACAUGAAGCACCUCAGAACCCAGAAAAUCUUACCACUGAAGUACAGAAAGAUCCACUGGCAAAGCCAGUCACCACCUCCUCCUGCAAAUUAGUGACUAAUCCCGAAAGUGAGCCACCACCUCCUUUUCCCCCACCACGCUCUACUUCCUCCCCUUACCAUGCAAGUAACCUUUUGCAGAAGCAUUUCACCAACUGGACCAAGUCAGCCAGCCCUACCAGGUCAACAGAAGCUGAAUCAGUUUUGCACUCUGAAGGCAGCAGACGUGCAGCUGAUGCAAAACCUAAACGCUGGAUAUCAUUUAAAAGCUUCUUCCGCCGCCGGAAAACAGAUGAGGAGUAUGAUAAAGAGAAAGAACGAGAGAAAGGGAAACUGGUGGGCUUGGAUGGCACAGUCAUCCACAUGCUACCCCCUCCUCCAGUUCAACGCCAUCAUUGGUUCACAGAAGCAAAAGGAGAGUCCAGUGAGAAACCAGCCAUUAUCUUCAUGUACAGGUGUGACCCUGCCGAAGGGCAGCUCAAUGUGGAUCAGAAUAAGGCCAGAGAAGACCACUCAGCAGUCAUGGAGAAGAGUGGAACACAGGAUGGGUUACUACAGGAUUCACGGGAAAAGAAAAAGAGUCAUUCUUCUCCAUUACAGAUUCCUAAAACAAUUCUCAGUCAUGUGACUCAUGAAGUGACAGAGGAUUUUUCUUCUUGGGAUCCAAGAACCGUUGUUGUGAAGCAAGAUGGUGGAGGUUGCACACCAGCAUUGCCCCUAUGUGAACUGGAAAAGGAAGAGGAAAAAGAAGACAUUUUAGAUCCUAUGGACUUGAAUUCCUGUAGUGCAACAUACAGCAACUUAGGGCAAUCUAGAGCAGCUAUGAUACCUCCCAAGCAUCCACGGCAGACAAAGGGGGCUUUGGAUGAUGGCAUUACCUGUGGUGGGAAAACAGACCAAGAAACACCUAAUGCUUCCCAAAUUAAACCACCACCACUGCCGAAGAAAAUGAUCAUAAGAGCCAAUACCGAGCCAAUCUCCAAAGACCUGCAAAAAUCCUUGGAAACUAGUCUUUGUGUCAUGGCUAAUCCCACCUAUGAUAUUGAUCCCAACUGGGAUGCCAGCAGUGCUGGCUCUUCCAUCAGUUAUGAACUCAAGGGACUAGACGUUGAGUCUUAUGACUCCUUGGAGAAACCUUUGCACAAGGAGCGACCUAUCCCCUCAGCAGCAAACAGCAUCUCCGGCUUAACCACUCUCAGUAUUAAGGAUAGAUUUUCCAGCAGCAUGGAGUCCCUGUCCAGUCGAUGUGUUCCCUCUUGGAGACAGGGACGAGGUAUCCAGAAGCCACAGCGACAUGCACUUUAUCGAGGACUUGAGAAUUGGGAAGAAGUGGUGGGAAAAAUCCGAAGCCUCCAUACAGACGCCUUAAAGAAACUGACUGUUAAAUGUGAAGACCUCUUCAUGGCUGGGCAGAAAGACAAGCUCCGUUUUGGGCUUGACAGCUGGUCAGACUUCAGACUAACCAGUGACAAGCCAUGUUGUGAAGCAGGUGAUGCAGUUUACUACACAGCUUCAUAUGCAAAAGAUCCACUUAAUAACUAUGCAGUCAAGAUAUGUAAGAGCAAAGCUAAAGAAUCUCAGCAGUAUUAUCACAGCUUGGCUGUUCGGCAGAGUCUGGCUGUCCAUUUUAACAUCCAGCAGGACUGUGGACAUUUCCUUGCUGAAGUCCCUAAGCGUCUGCUUCCCUGGGAGGAUCCUGAUGCCCCUGAAGAGGAAGAGGAUGAAAUGCAAGAGAAAGAAGAAAUGAAAGAAGAAGGUGAUGGGAAAAGCCCAGAACCCUGCUCUGAAGCAGAGUCAUCCCAGAAAGAAAGUCAGGGAGUUAUUAGCAAGAAGCAGAGAAGUCACGUUGUGGUCAUCACCAGAGAGGUUCCCUAUCUCACCAUGGCUGAUUUUGUGAAAGACUCUCUGGCCCAGCAUGGGAAAAGCCCCGAUGUAUAUGAGAGGCAAGUGUGUCUGCUUCUCUUGCAGCUGUGCUCCGGCCUUGAGCAUCUCAAACCCUACCACGUUACUCACUGCGAUCUGCGUUUGGAGAAUCUGCUGCUUGUCCACUACCAGCCCAGGGUAACCACCCAUGGCCUUGGGCCUGCAGAACCCAAUCCCACCUCAUCUUAUCUCACGAAGCUGAUAAUAAGCAACUUCUCUCAGGCCAAGCAGAAAAGCCACCUGGUGGACUCUGAGAUCCUCCGGGACCAGUCCCGCCUUGCCCCAGAGAUCAUAACAGCCACCCAGUACAAAAAGUGUGAUGAGUUCCAGACAGGCAUCCUCAUCUAUGAGAUGCUACACCUGCCCAACCCCUUUGAUGAGAACCCAGAGCUGAAGGAGAAAGAAUACACUCGAGCAGACCUGCCUCGAAUCCCACUCCGCUCCCCCUAUUCCUGGGGCCUUCAGCAGCUGGCCAGCUGCCUCCUGAACCCCAGCCCUUCUGAGCGGAUCCUCAUUUCAGAUGCCAAAGGUGUCCUCCAGUGUCUGCUCUGGGGUCCCCGGGAAGAUCUCUUCCAGACUUUUAGCACCACCCCCAGCCCAGUGCAGAGGAAUGCCCUGCUUCAAAACUGGCUGGACAUCAAGCGAACAUUGCUGAUGAUCAAGUUUGCUGAGAAGUCCUUGGACAGGGAUGAUAGGGUCGGCCUUGAGGAUUGGCUUUGUGCUCAGUAUUUGGCUUUUGCUACUCCAGACUCCCUCAGUUCUAUUGUGAAAAUCCUGCAACACCGUUAAUGUAUCCUGGUUCCUGCUUUUACUUCAUUUUCACCUUCUUCAAGUCACCCACACACUUCCCCAUUCUAGUACUCACACAGAAUUCAAGGAAAAAAGAGAGACAAACUGUUCAUCCCUGUUCAUGAACAAAGAAGUCUACUCAGAAAGGUUAUCCACAGCUCUAAAUCAAGUGAGAAGCUGAGUCUCUCUUAACUUCACAGAAAUUCGACUGCACAAACAUUCAGUUGCCUUCCAUUGGAACACCUUUCACCCUAACUGUCCCACAAAUUCAGGUAAAAAAUGAAAAUGAACAUUUUUGAAGGGACAGCUUCUUCGGUAUGAACUCUGUGACCUAUGUCCAGUUCUUCCAUAAUUCUGAUUUUCAGAUUUUUCACACCAAGUACUUAUUCUCACUAGCCAGAGAUAGAUUUAACCAAUUCUUAUCAUCAUCCACUUAGCUCUCACAACAGGCUUUCUUCCUGUUACCAGGCAGAACUGCUAUCCUUAGUGUCCACCCAGUUUUGGUUCCAGGGACUAUAUUCCUUAUUUCAGCAGAUAGUAGAAGUACAAGGAGAGAUCCCAUCCCUUGGGUCAUGGACCCAUUUUCAUUUCAAUUAUCAAUAACUGGGUGCACUGCAUGGAUGGUAGCUGUAACAGUCUCCCCUCUGCUGCCACUGUCCAAUUUUUCUUCACCUUGAAUCUGUCCCCACUUGCCAGUGAAGUCUGUGUUUCUUGGCCUCUUGUGGCAUAUUGCAGAGCUGACCCAAGGUGGUGUCACCCAUGCCUCACCGGGGCAGAAUGCAGUUUAGGUCUUAUAAACAGCUGGCAGUACAGAAGGAGCUGUUUUCCCUGCAUGUGCAGUUCUCUAGGGACCAUCAGGGGAACAAAAUUUAAAGUACCAUUCUUUGAUUACUGUCAGAGUUGGCAGCCAGGAAUAGUGGUGCCCAGAUGACAACUUUUCCCCCAAGCAAUAACUGGCCAGCUUUCUUCUAUCAAUAGCUAGUAUUAACUAGUCUACCAAAUGCUAUAGACAACUGCCCUGAAUGAAACAGCUGUCAGUUGAGCUCUUAAGAUCUCCUUGGAGGGCAUGGCGCAGAUGGCUAUUAUAAUGGCCAGAGGCAGGAGAGGGGAGAAGGCCAUGGAUAAGACUACUGACCUUCUCCUCAGGAUGCUGACCUUUGCUGGAGAAAUUGCCUCUCAGCUGCCCUGGCACAUUGCUGCUUAUGACUCUGAAAUAGCUCUGGAGGACAGCUCACAGAGAAUUUUGAUUGCUGAGGUUAGUGGCUGAAAGCUGUUUCACCAUAUGUGAGGUCUGUGCUCCUUUCCUAUGGAUAUAUGUGCAAUUUUUUAAUGUAUUUUUUAGCUGUGUAUUACAGUGUUUAUGUUGCAACUUCACCUGAAGCAAGAUCUAUAAAAAUCCUCCCCUUCUUCCCUUGGCACAUAUUUGUGCUAAAAAUCAAGUGUUCCUUCCAUAGGGGUGUGUGAGUGUGUAUGCGCUUAUUUUAUUCAAAACUGUGAGUAUCUGUUUACUUAAAUCUUGCUAUCCCAAAAGUCACUCGGACAAUGUAAGUGUCCAUACACAUUUGUGCCUGUGUGUGUACAUGUGUGCUGGAAGUACAGAGAGUCCAGGCCUCCGGGGAAGCCAUCCGUGGCAGGGUUGAUAGACAUGUUCUCUGUACCUAGUCAGGAAGGAAGCCCUUGGGACUCGUCUCCCAAUGCAGGGUUUCUUAAAGUCAGGACUGGCUUUGCAGUAUUACUUAGAUAGCACAUAAGUGGCCUUUGGAAAUAUCUUAGUUUUUCACAUUGUUAAUAGCCUUUCAUGUGAUUCACCUGUAUCAAAGAGGAUCAAGAACAGAAAAGAAUGUAUUUUAUGGUCCCUUUUUUUUUCUUUUUUUGAGAAUGGGAUAUAUGAGCCUUCAUUUGGAGGCUGUCCCUGUCCUCCUGGCCAGCAAUAUAGGACUCUAGAAGGAGAGAACCGGGUAGCCCACAAAGAGUGCCUCCUCUAGCCAGAGUGCAGAGGUCUGCCCCAAGGGAUGGCCACAGAGUGUGCAUGGCACUGCAGGCCAGUAGCCCACUUUCUCUCAGUGUUCUGUGGCAUGGCAGGGCCUUGCCUAACAGACUGGUUUGGUUCAUCUUAGCAUAGCCCAUGUGCACAUAACUCCUUGCCUAAUUAUACACUGAAAUAGCACACAGACCACUGACCAUGUCAGCUAACACAUUCCCUUACCAGCCUCCCCCUCUCAUCCCUCCCAUUUCCUGAUGGUUUGCAUAUUGAGACACUUUCUCAAUGUCACUCUUGUGCCUUGCCCAUGUAAAUUUGAAUGUUGACUAUUUAAUGAGGUUUUACACUUAAUGAAGAAAGUUUCCUGGUCCCCCUAUUUGUUACUUGGGUAUUCUUUUCCUUCCUCCCUCCCUCCCUCCUUCCUUCCUUCCUUCCUUCAUUCCUUUUUGACCUGGAUCUAGUCUUCUUCGUUUUAAGUCUGUAAUAUUAUAAGCACGGGCACCCACUCCCACCAAUAUAUUAUAUAGCACUGGUAAACCAAGCACCCCUUCAUAUCAGGUAUGUUUAGUACUGUUUUUAUAUUCAGAUUUGUUAAGGGUAAAAGAAAAAUGCCAACUAGUCAUAGAUAGGCCUCAGGCUUUCCAGAGACAGGGAUUACAUUAAUUUUUCUCUGGCCAAAGAAUGUGAGGGAGAGAGGGAAGGUGGGGUUACAGGUUAGAGCCAAAUAAAUAGACAAAAUAACUUAUGUCUGGGCAAGAAGUACUCAUCAUGUGGUCCUAAGAAUAUCUUUCCACAAUAAUGAAAUUUAGUCAAUCUAAUAUCUCAAGAAAAAAAAAUAUAUAUAUUACAUUUCUAUUUUAAUUGUAGUAGGAACUUGGAAUUCAUCAACUGAAAAGAAACCCUAUUCUUAGACAAAGACAGGCGUGUGUGUGUGUGUGUAUGGGUUUAGACUGUGACUAGUAUAGCACUUUAAGUUUUCUCAAGUAACUUGGAGUUACUGUUUUUAAUAUUGAUUGGAAAUUUUUUUCUUUUCUAUUGAAGUCUGUACUAUGGUUUCUUACAUUUAUUUUGAGAGUUUGAACAAUUAAGCUGCUGUUGGAACUUUUCCCUAAGCCACAUGAGCAAGAACAAUCUCUCUGACUCAUCUGGGUGCUGGAGAAAUAGGACAAUUGCUGGAGUAGCCAAGACCAAGAAUGAAUGUAUAGGAGUGCCUUGGUAGAGUGAUAAUCUGGUCUUGGAAGGAAGAGGAUCAGAUGUUCCACAAAGAGAACUAGGACUACCAGAUCUCUUCCAUGCUUGCCUGAGAAGAGCCCCUUUGGUAUAGUACUGCAAAGCCCACACACUAGCUCAUGAAGAGUAACUGAAGGAUGGGAAAAAGAACAAUUGUAACCUGUGGAAUCAACAAUAAAAGAAUAAUGAAUGAGGUCCACCAGCCCCUAAGCUAAGUUAAGAUUGGAAGAAGGAGUAUGGCAGUGGGUUUCAAGUUUUGCCCUCUGAAGAUGAACUAGGUGAGGUACAGAAAGGGGCACAAAUGCCCACACUACUGAUAUUGAGGGGCUAAAAGUAAAAUAUUCUUGUUGGGAUUUUAAGAGUCCGAGUAGCUUUUCAUUGUCAAAUUAAGUGGAGGUCAGUUUUGCUUUCACACACACAAUAAGUUUGUGAACAUAAUUCUGUUUGUAGAGCUACCUAAAAUUGUAUUUCAAGUUUUCAGCAUUACAAAAUUUCCACGAAAGAUCUUUGGGACCUACUAAGUAGUAGGGCAUAGAAAGAUUCCACUCAGCUUCCCAAAUUUUUGUUAAGAAUACUUUGGUGCUGGGAAGUAACCUGACUUGGUUUUGCUGGCAACCUGCAACCAGGAUUUUCCCCUAGAUCUUACCAGCAGUGAUCUGAAAAAAUACAGGCUAGUCCUAGAAAUUGGGAUAGACUUAUGAUACUACACUACAUUCCAGAUGAUUCUAGAUGUGUAACUAAAGUAUGAAUAUACUUGGAGAGGGGAAAGAGGAACUUGACUCCCUAGGCCAGCUCUGACAUGUUUUUAUUCCCCUCACUAGUUGAUAAGGAUUGAAAAUUCUGGUACACUUUAAUGAGUGAAUAGGAUGGCUACCCACAAAACCUCAUUGUAGCUCAUAUUCUCAAAGGCCCAAAGUGCUGUGCUGAGGCAAAUCGAAUUGCUGCUCUCGUUGAAGUGUGCACAGAAGUCCAGGUGUCCAUGCUUAUAUCAGUGCCAAAAGUGGGCACUCCAUGGACCUAAGUGAUGCCACACAAGAAGCACAGGAGCUGCAGUGCAGGAGCCCAGGCAGAGAUUGUACCCAAGGAAGCAAGCCCUCUGUCCUGCUGCUGCUGAAGUGGCGAUGUUGGGCUAGAACAGAAGCCAUGGAGGGGAGUUCAUAUACAGUCCAUGUCAAGGUAUUUGGUUAAUAAAAUAAUCCAACCUCAAAAAAA
Molecule: messenger RNA, 11618 nt
Organism: Pteronotus mesoamericanus
Lineage: Eukaryota; Metazoa; Chordata; Mammalia; Chiroptera; Mormoopidae
Gene: PEAK1
Product: pseudopodium enriched atypical kinase 1
Exons: 6
Coding region: 1976-7195 (1739 amino acids)
Biological process (GO): protein phosphorylation
Cellular component (GO): focal adhesion; actin cytoskeleton
Molecular function (GO): protein kinase activity; ATP binding
Source: RefSeq, a predicted model, not a curated record